Molecule: messenger RNA, 3378 nt
Organism: Rattus norvegicus (Norway rat)
Lineage: Eukaryota; Metazoa; Chordata; Mammalia; Rodentia; Muridae
Gene: Umodl
Product: Uromodulin-like
Source: RefSeq, a predicted model, not a curated record
UUGGCAGAGGCAGGUUUGGUGGUGACUGUGGUUGGGAACUCAGAGAAGCCUUCUAUAGGAGAUCAGGCUGCAGAAGGCCUUCUCCGUGGCUCCUCGCCGCGAUCUUGAUGAGAAGAGGUAGCCCAUGGUUCUAAGCAGUUUAUUGUCAUGGCAGAAAGCGGAUGUGUAAAACCAUUCCCCACUUCUCAGGGUGGGCCUGGGAUUAAAUACCUUUUGCAGGGAGCAGUGUCUGGGAAGGGAAGCUUAUUGGCUAAGCCCUCCAGGUACCUCAUUAGCAGGGAGAACUCUGCUUUGAGCCUACAUGACCACAGGAGAUGUUCUUUUCUGUGAGAAGAAUGGCAUGUGUUCCAAGUCAGGUGUCUGACAGGGAGCUGGGAGUCGCCUAAGUCUCUGGUGCUGGGGACAGGGACGCUGGGUAGCCCAGAGUUCUGCCCUGCUAUUCGUUAAAGGCUGACACCUAGGGUCCUUGGGGAUAAUUACUAGUUGGAACUGCAGUCCCCCAGAGGGCCACUGAUUACAGCUGAUGGGAAACAGUUUCUCCCCCUGCUCUGAUUCCCCACCAGCAUUGGUUCUAACGGUAAAAGCCCCAGGACCGUGUUGUCUUCUUGUCUGUUCCUUUGUUCAGGCUGCAGCUCCUUCCUAACCUCCCCCAGGACCACCCACCGGCACAGACAUGGGCACCCACUGGUUUCUGCUGCUUCUGCUGCUACUCAGUGGGGACAGAACCUUCAACCUGCCUGGCAGUGUUUUAGUCUGGGCGGUUGCCUCGGGUUUACGUUCCACAGAAGGCUCUGUGCUUGACGAGAAUCUAUCCUGCUCAUCUACGAGUUCAGUUGUGCUUCACAGGUCAAAGGAAUCCACAUCUAAGUCCCAGGAACAGAUGAUAUCACCCCAAAGCGGUAGUGAAACAGGGCCCACGGAGCGGACGGCCUCGACAGUGCACACAGCCGUCACGACAGUCACCAAUGGUAUGCCACAGUUAGAUCCCACAGUGACCUCUACAGCAAAGGAGCCAGUAGGGUCAUCCACAACCACAAAAUUCACCUUGGCCACUUCAGCUGAGACCACACAGCCGAAUCAAACUCCACCCUCAUCAACACCAGACAAAGACACUGACACAAAUGAACCUUUACCCACGGCGACCACGGCAACUAUUGACACCUCUUCACCAACCAUGACCACGGUAACUAUCGACACCUCUUCACCAACCACAACCACACUGAGGACAACUGUACUUAGCACAACCACAUCUGAGACUCAGGAAAGGGACACUACAACUGUACCCCCGACCCCAGUGACAAGCCCCACAACAAGUAAGCCACCCGACACACACCAUAGCACAGUCACACAGACACCUUCCCAGCCACUACAGACUGGCUCUGAUGUCGGCGUGACUGAACUCACAACACUGUCACCACCAAGGUCUAUCACCACUGAAAUGAGAUCAUCAGAGUCCCCAAACCCAGGGGAGACAGACGUGACCAUGACGACACCUUUGUUGACACCUUCAGCGACACCUUCAAUGGCAUCAAGCACAGCAAAGCACACCAUCCUGUCAUCUGGAACUGGGACACCCACUGUGCCUGAGAAGUUAACUCUAACUCCACCCUCAACAACACCAGACAAAGUCAUUGACACAAUCAAACCUUUACCCGUGGCGACCACGGCAACUAUUGACACUUCUUUACCAACCAUGACCACGGUAACUAUCGACCCUUCUUUACCAACCACAACCACACUGAGGACAAUUGUACUUAGCACAACCACAUCUGAGACUCAGGAAAGGGACACUACAGCUGUACCCCCGACCCCAGUGACAAGCCCCACAACGAGUAAGCCACUGGACACACACCAUAGCACAGUCACACAGACACCUUCCCAGACAGUGCAGAUGAGCUCAAGCAACAGCCUGGGUACAACCCAAUCAUCUGACCAUUCCACAGGAAUUGUUCCUAGCUCCUCAGAGACAACCAAAUCCUCCACUUUGAUUGGGACUGGAAAAGCACCCCCCAACUCUAGUCCGAGUGGUGGUUCAGGAGGUGGACCCUGUGCUUUGGAUGAGGAUCCAGACAGUACCGGAGGCUGUGCGUGCAAGGACAGCUACUAUUCCCACUUGGAACUAUCUAGAGAGAUAGCGACCCUGCGCUGCAGGCCACAGGACAUUGAGGUGUCGCUCAGGAGCUGCUUCCUGAAGACUCAACACUGGGUCCUGAAGCAAGAUGCCUUCGAGAAAUGUUUCAGUAGCAAUACGACAGAAGAGGGUCAUCGGGUCCGGGUCUUUCAGUUGGAGAAGAAGGAGGGAACUUGUGGACUCCACAUCUCUACCAACAGCAGCCAUGCCCUGCACUCUUUGGAUGUGCACCUUGAACAGGCUCUCCCUGGCUCCAACAGCACUGCCUUUAGAGUGCUUCACUUCAGCUGUGCCUAUCCACUGGCCGUGAACGUCAGCAAACCUGUAUCCUACCAGGAGGUCUCCAUCCCCUCCAUCCAUGUUCCAAAUACCGGGGAGACUGUCAUCAUCCUGAACAUCUUCACGGACUCUGAACUCUCCGCUCCGAUCAAGAACAGUACAGCUGCUGUCGGCAUGCCUCUCUACGUGGUUCUCACGUCCACCAACACUGACCCUGACCGGUUUGCCCUGGUAGUUAACGAGAUCUUUGCAAGUACCAACUUCUCCAACACAGAGGCUAAGGCCACCUAUCACUUUGUGAAGGAGAGCUGCCCAGUCCGGGGCCGGAUGCUCCGGGAUUUGAGCAAUGGGGUCUCCAUGUUUGUGACACUGGCCUUCACUCUCUCACGAUUCUUGAAUAGUGACAUGCUUUACCUACACGCCCGAGUGACCCUCUGUGACAAGCAAGUGGGACGACCAUGCCAACCGGCUUGUAGUGGAAAGAAUCCUCUGAGGAGAAAGUCACCCUGGGAUGCUCGAGCUGGGACCCAGAUGGAGCCUAGCAGUGGCAAGUGGAUCGUGUUUGGACCUCUUCUAAUAAGCGAGUCCAGAGCCUCCGGCAGCAGGAGCUCAGCAGGAGCCUGGAUAGCCAUCUUUCUCCUGAUCGUGACUGGCUGGAUGCUGGAAUAAAAUCUGACCCAGCCUCCGGAGGCCAACCCUAGAGAUUAGUGUGUAGUUUACUUGCAGAGACAAGGGUGGAGUGGGGGAAGAGUUAGCCAAGGCAGGUAGUGUGGCCUCUGUUAGGUACCCGAGAAGCUGCGCAUGGGCCAGCGUGUAGCUGUGAGGAACGUGGCUGCUGCACAAUGGCCUGUUGCUUAUUCGUCAAACCUUCUUCAACGGGGACUCCUGGGGGAGGGAUGUGAUUACACUGCUCAAUACGAUGGGGGGAAGAGUAGAGAACUUGUGUUCAAUAAACACGAGAAAUUCUA